Sphenostylis stenocarpa is the source of this 409-nucleotide messenger RNA. The record is from the annotation of a GenBank genome assembly. Lineage: Eukaryota; Viridiplantae; Streptophyta; Magnoliopsida; Fabales; Fabaceae.
AAUUCUGUGGAGCGAGGGCCAAAUUUCUCGCCGUGUCUCCGAGCUCGCCGCCAAAUCUGACUUUGUAGGUUCUUCACCAGCCCCCAUAGUCGUCGGUGUGGCCACUGGUGCCUUCCUCUUCGUGGCAGAUCUUGUUCGCAAGAUCGAUUUCUCCAUACCCGUUGAUUUCAUUCGAGCUGAAUCCUACGGCUCCAGAACUGAGUCAAAUGGCGCACCAAUCAUUUCCUUCGAUUUGAAGGUUGACAUCAACGCUCGUCACGUCAUCUUGGUUGAAGACAUUGUAGAUACUGGUCAUACCUUGUCUAGAGUCUUUAAGCACUUGAAAUCAAAAGGAGCAUCCUCUGUUUCUGUGUGCACUUUCCUUGAUAAACCUUCAAGGAGAAAGGUGGAUGUUCAGCUUGGUCGGUGA